UGAAGAAGCGGCGAAUUCAGUCAAGCACCUCUCGGUCGCAGUUCUGCUGACCACUACUCAGCAAGAAUGUGGAUCACCGAAUCCCCCGCCGUCCUUCAGCUGUUACUGUGGCUGUCAUCCUACUUGGCCACCACAUCUACCCUUGCGGAGCGCCUCACCAUCCCGCACACAACCGUCCUACACAGCCGUGGCGCCAACCCAUGGCCAUCCCACCCCGUCGGUGAGGUCGCAGCCGACGACGACAGGCCGACGCACAAGAUGCCUCCCACCGUCCCCCGCGACCCACACAGGUUCUGGCGCCGGCUGCGGUCGUUUGGCAACAUCGUGAGGUCGACCGAGGGCUCGUUGGACGUGCCGUCCCGUCGCGUGGCUCAGGUGCGUCAGGUGGUUGAGCCAGUGCCCGAGACCUUCUACUACAUCAUGGACAUCCUCAACGCCAAGGUGUAUGACGUCGUCAGCGAGACCCCGCUGGACCGGGCCCCCAACCUCUCCAAGAAGAUCGGCAACACGGUGCUCCUCAAGCGGGAGGACCUGCAGCCCGUCUUCUCUUUCAAGAUCCGAGGGGCCUACAACAAGAUCCGCUCCCUCACCGCCGAGCAGCGCGCCAAGGGCAUCAUAGCCUGCUCGGCGGGCAAUCACGCGCAGGGGGUGGCGUACAGCGCCAAGAAGCUGGGGAUAUCGGCCAAGAUCUACAUGCCCGAGAUCACGCCGUCCAUCAAGGUCAACGCCGUGCGGUCCUACGGGAGCGGGGUGGAGGUGAUACUGGUGGGGAGCAACUUCGACGAGGCCUUUGCCGCCUGCAUGGAGUGCGCCAGGCGGGAGGGCAGGACGCUCAUCCACCCAUUUGAUGACCCACUGGUCAUUGCUGGCCAAGGUGAGAAAGAGAAUCGGACAGCACCCCACCCAUGUGUGUGUGUGUGUGUGUGUGUGUCAGGCACGAUAGGGAUGGAGGUGCUGAAGCAGACGACAUCUCAGCCGAUCGACGGCAUCUUCAUCUGCUGCGGCGGCGGCGGGCUGCUCAGCGGCGUGGGCGCAUUCAUCAAGGCCGUCGCGCCACACAUCAAAAUCUACGGCGUCGAAACCGCUGAUGCUGCUGGUAGGCAACUCUAUCACCGUCAUUCGGUCCCUCAGUCAGUCAGUCAAAUCAAGAGAGCGAAGUGGAUGGAUGGGCGGGCCUGUGUGGGUAUGUGUUGUGUGUGCGUGUGUAGCGAUGACAGAGAGCCUGAAGGCGUGUCGUUUGGUGGAGUUGGACACGGUGGGCACCUUUGCCGACGGGGCGGCCGUCCGCAGAGUGGGCGCCAACACUUUCAAAGUCUGCCAGGUGCGUCCACACGUCCACACGUCCACACAUCCACACACACAGACACACAGACACACGCACACACGUGCACAUCGACGACAUGUGUGAUUGGGGUGAAUGGGAUGAAUGUGACUACAGGAGGUAGUGGACGAGAUGAUCACUGUGAGCACGGACGAGGUGUGUGCGGCCAUCAAGGACGCUUUCACAGACAUCAGGGUCGUCCUGGAGCCUGCGGGGGCACUCGCUAUCGGUACACACACAACACAGAGACAGAGAGAGGGGGAUGGAUGGCUGUGUGUCGGUUCAGCUGGCAUGAAGAGCUUCGUUGAGCGGACGGGCGCCAAAGGGAAGACAUUCGUGGCCAUCGCAUCCGGUGCACACACAGACAGACAGAGACACACACAGAGAGAUCCUUCCAUCCAUUCAUCUGAGCACUCACUCUGUCAUCCAUCGUGAUCGCUAUAUGGUCAGGUGCCAACAUGGACUUCGACCGUCUCCGGUUCGUGUCUGAGCGGGCAGACACGUCCGAGUCGCUCGUCUCGGUCAUCGUACCGGAAAGGCCCGGCACCUUCAGACAGCUGUACGACAUCAUCUACCCACGGUACGGUACGCUGCGUACCCUCCCCCCCCACACACACAACCCAAUUCCCCUGCAUGUGCAUCGUCGUCGUCUCUCUCUCUCUCUUUCUCUGUGUGUGUGUGUGUUGCAGUGAGGUGACAGAGUUCAGUUAUCGGCUGUGCAGCCAGCCCGAGGACGUCAAGGGGUCGGGCAAUGGCAACGGCAACGGGGCGGCAGCCAGGGCCGCCAACCAGGCGCACAUAAUGAUGAGCUACAGACCCAAAAACAGAAAAGACGAACAGGAUGUAAGCACAGCACACACAUAGUUUAAACCCCCCCGCGCAGCACACACACGCCUUAAUGGAUGGAUGGAUGGAUGCGGUGCAUGGCCAUGUGUGCAGGUGGAGAACAAGCUGAGGCGGGCGGGGUUCAUCACCAUGAACCUCAACUCAAAUGAACUUGCAAAGGUACACACACACGUGUCUGGACCAUCCCUCCCCUCCCUGCGGUCAUCCAUCCAUCCAUCCCUCCAUCCGUCCAUUCCCGUGUGCUUCUACCCUACCCAGACCCACGGUCGUCACCUGGUGGGUGGCCGCGCCCCGCUGGCCAAGGACGAGGUGCUUUAUCGAGUGGAGUUCCCCGAAAAGCCCGGCGCUCUGCGGAAAUUCCUCUACUCAUUGAGCUCCAAGCGGAACAUUUCCCUGUUCCAUUACAGGUCACACACACACUCAACCAACACAGAGGGCGAGGGGAGAUGCCGCCAGGGGGCAGUGCAGUGUGGGUGGCUGUGAAUGAAUAUGGUUGUGAUGUGAUGUGAUGUGAUGCUGUGUGUGCAGGAACCAUGGUUCUGACAUCGGGCGUGUGUUGGUGGGCAUCCAGGUGCCCCCAGAGCACAGGGGAGAGUUCCAGGUCAGUCAGCCACACAGCCACACAGUCACGUCAUGCACUCACACAGACAGACAGACAAGCAUACGGCCCUCCCUCCUCUCUCUCCCUGCUUUGUUUGUUUGGUUCAUUCAGGACACGUUGCACACAUUGCAGGCGGCGGGGUACCAGUGGAUAGAGGAGACCUACAACCCCGUCUACAGGCAAUUCCUCAGCAACAGAACCGCACCACCCAAGGGACGGCGCAAGACACCAACUUCUGCAAGGACAACCGACGCAUGAAGCAAGAAAGAAAGAAAGAAACAAGUUACCGGUCGGAGAGAGAGAUGACGAGGGGGGGGAGGGGGGUGCGUGUGUCUGAAUGCCUGGGUGGGUGUCUUCCUGCUUGCGUGGGUGUCUACUACUAUUUAUGGGCUGGCUGGCCGGCUGGCCGUCCGGCCGUGUACAUAAGAAGGAGUGAGCACAAAGCGAGAGAACGAAUAUUAAUGUGCGUGUAGAGGGAGGGGAGGCAGUUAGUCAGUGGAUAAGACAGACAACCUAACCUAACCUGUGUGUGUGUGUGUGUGUGCGGUUGGUGAUAGCUAUCAGCUAGCCCAUAAUGAAUUCCUUCCUUACCGUUCCUUCCCUCCCUCCCUCCCUCCCUCCCUAUACACCAACUUGCUGGAGGGAGUGCCUGAGUAAGUAUGUGUUGAUUGAUUGGCCUGUUGAUUGAUUGAUUGUACCAUAACCGACGGACAGACAGACAGAGGGCCUCUCUCUGUGUGGUCGGUUUUGUGUUGACACACGGACGCACAGACAGGGAUGGAUGGAUGGAUGGAGGGAUGAGGGGAUGGGCGCACUUCAGUUUUGACCCCACCUCUGUCUGCCAGUUCCCAUGAGUGAGUUGAUCUGUGUUGUGUCGUGUUGUGUUGUGUUGUGUUCGUGCGUGUGUGUGAGUUGGAAGGAGAGAGGGGAGGGGGCUGUGUAGGAUGGAUGGACGGUAAGCAGUGAGUGCUCACAGCUGAGCUGCACCAAUCAACAACAUGUACUGCUUACUACUUCGACAGCAGCUGCUGACCCUCACUCAUUGCCACUGUGUUCUUGCUUCCUCAUGCCAUGCGACAGAUAGUCAUUCACGCGAUUGCACUCGUGGGUGCGGCACACUCUCAUACAGACACUCUUUCUUUCAGUUAUUCAGUCAUUCACUGCGCUGAAUGAAUGACUGACUGACUGAAAAAGUGUGUGGCGUGCGUGUGUGUGUGUGACACUCGUUUGUCUGUCACCCAUGCUAUGCAAUAUGUAUGAAAUGCGAUGAAUCCACC
Vitrella brassicaformis is the source of this 4045-nucleotide messenger RNA. The record is from the annotation of a GenBank genome assembly. Lineage: Eukaryota; Vitrellaceae.